This is a messenger RNA of Spirometra erinaceieuropaei, 4824 nucleotides long. NCBI's taxonomy places the organism in Eukaryota, Metazoa, Platyhelminthes, Cestoda, Diphyllobothriidea, Diphyllobothriidae. The record is from the annotation of a GenBank genome assembly.
AUGGCCGCCGCAUAUAAAGGCGCACGGGGUAAAGAUUCACCGAUACGUAUACUAUCUCCAACCAAGAUCAGAAGUCCCCUGACCCCCUCACGCAGUCUGCCUCGCACUGGAAACGCAGCGGCCUGGGAUCAGCAAUCUCCUUUUGGCGACAGCAGUCUCACCCGUGUGGCCCGCUGGGUGGAGUCGGUAUCAAAAGAGAGUUCUUCGGGGUGUCUCGGACCGAUCACGUGUACAUUAUCAACUUUCAAGGACCCUGUGACAAGCCCAAUGCCAGGCCACCAGCUAAGGCGCCUCCCACCGUCGCGUGCACCUCCUGCUGGGGCCAUUGCGUCUGCUGCUAUUACAUUGGAUACGGAAGUCAAGAUUCCCCAGGCAGACCCCGGCUCCAGAAUUGGUUCCGCCCCUGCUGAGCGCUUCCCUUCUCCUCACUGUCUCACCACUAUCAAGUCACUCAAAGAGAAUACAACCGCAUCGCAACGUCAGAUUCACAGUGGAACGAGAACAGAUUCAACAAGAUGUGAUUCCCGAAAACCCGAUGGAGCCUCAGAUCCUGGACUUGUCCGGGAACCCCAUCCCCACUCCACGGAGAGGAAACAGAAACACCAGCAGGUAUCUAGCAGUGAGUUUUGUCAGGCGGAAUUACCAAGGCAGCGGGUGGUCAGUAAGAGACAAACAAGGUUGCGGAGGUUUGCAGAUUUCUUUGUCUGCUCUCCCAACGUCCCCACACGUCAAAAUGCUGCAGCGGCAGCUGGCCCAAGCACACGCCCAUCCACAUCUCGAGUUCGAAGGAUGUGUGCUCCCUUUUUCUGGCCUUCCCUGGCAAGAGAUGCGCGAGAAAGUGAACUCUCAGAUGAUGUUCUGUCCGUUGAUUCAGUGGGAAUGCUCUUCACUACAUCCAUACACAGGAAAGACGAUAGGAGCAUAUCCUGCUCUCUACAGGUGAAAACAUCUCCCUCUGAAAUCGCCCAUCAAAAUACAGAAACACCAGUACGUACCCCACUUAAAUCCGAAAACGGAUGCAAAUCGGAAGAUCCCCAUCCCCCUGAAAAAGCAGAAGUAAGUCAAGCGAACACUUCAGAUGUUUAUUAAGCUUUAGAAAUAUUUGCUAUAUAUGCAUGCCGUCUAGUGGACGCGAACAGCAAAGUCCUCGUAAGGUUUGUAUGACGCCUCACACUCUUUUACAGGUGACGUUCAUGUUGGCGCGCUGCUGUCUCCAGAUCUAUUCGUUCAGGCUGCACUGAAGGGGAGAGAUUGCUGUUAUAAAGGCCAGUACUUUUCUCACCCCCCUCCCCCCGUCUUCGGGGCCGGUGUCGGCACGACAGCCUUCAUUGCCCUCAUCCAAAUUGUCCGCAUUUGUUGUCUUAGACCCGCCUUAUACGUCCUUGCCUACACUUAUCGGAAAACACCACAAUUAGGGUUGCUGAGCCAGUGUCGACGGCCACAUUCUUAUCGGGCUGACGAUCCCUAAAUGUCGCCAGAUAAACAGACUUAAUUAUUUGCAAAGAACCGAAGAUGGAGUAGGGGAAAGAUGACAAAAAAGGGGGAGGCGACAUCUUCCAUCUGACUGCCAACGUUAUAGCAAUUGAAUUCGCACAAUGCCUUUUAAAUUCAGUCUUAUCACUGUGGGGAGUUGUUUAAAUGACGCGAUUGACUUAGGUGGACAGCGCUCGGAAAGCGGAUAAUGGAUGGAUAUGUUUGUGAAUGUAGUAAUCCUUUAAGAACGGCACUUUCACAUGUACAGAUCACAGCUGCUCACUCGUUUCAUGCGGAUAUUUGGUUUGCGUCUGCGGGAAGCAACGUAGCGGUGCCCCGCGUAAGCGGACCGUUGAGCUUUGUCGCCAACUUGCGUCCAAUCCCAAGAUUUGACCAUCGAUCGGAACAAAUAGCGGACUUCCGCAUGAGAUAGGAGGAAAGGGUUAGGUUGAAUUAGCGCAUUUUCUGACUCUGGGCAAUCCAACAGGCUUUUUAAAUUAUCACGAUAUGCCCAAAGUCAUGGCUAAGCAGGACGUCAAAUUACAGGAUAUUAGGUCCUCUCCAGAAGGAGAGUCAGGCUGCAGUGGCUUAUUCUUAAUGUGGCUUCCAGGACAUACACUCUGGUGGGAUUCCAGACGUCCCCUGUUUCUGUGAAAACCUGGCCCAUCACGCGUGGUAAGCUUAGAGGAGCUGUUAGCUUCGUCCGCACUGCGCUUGAUCCAGUCUCUGGUUGUCCUGACUUAGUCGAACCGCUGGGCCCUGGUUAGCGAGGGAGGCGAAGGGGUGGCAGAUGUUGCACAAGUCUACUAUCAAAAUGAACUAAUUCACUCGUAAGUCACCGUGUCGGCGCACGCCAUGCUGUGGGCCCCUAAAAUUAGUCACGCAGGAGACCAACACAGAAGCAAGAUCGGAGUAUGCCGGACAUUGUUGGUAAUGUUUAUCCCUAAGAAAUCUUAACGUUGGGGGAGCGGUGGAACGCCAGGUGCAGUCUCGCUCCGCGCCAAAUAGGACCCGGGCUGCCCGUCUUUUUUAUGGUGUAAAAUCCUAACCAGUGGACGUUGUGGACCGUGGGAUGUUGUGGUACAUCCAGGUGGGUGUUUUCGUCAUGUCAACCACCAGCGCCUUCUCUCACCUUAGUUUUUCUUUACUCCGUCUUGACACCUGGUCUGAGUGGAGGAGGGGAGAGAGUGUGAUGGAUGCAGCGUAAGUAUACUGUCUCUUUAAACUAACGCGCAGGUCGCCGUCCUUGCUCUCAUCCUGCCGUUGAUCACACGAUGGGCGUCUUCGAUCACGAAGACUGAACUGUCAGAUAGCAUCGUUCACAAUGGUUGAACUCCCAACCGUUUAAAUGUUAAGUUGCCCAAGUUCUUUUGAAGAUAAGUUGCAUUCAUUGGCGGUGACGACUAAAUAUCCAUCUGUUUCCUUUAGACCGCAGUAACUCGAACGUUCACUUUUGUUAGAGGCUAAAAAUUGUCGCUGUCAUAGGACUAGUAACCAAACUUACAGAGCUAUAGAUUUCAUUUUGACGCCGAGAGGUACGAAGCUAUUCGUGCUUAGCCCAUAUGACUUUGUUACAGUGAGACCUAUACUGCAGUUUUCAAGUAAACUUAAAUGCCUUCUAGACAUUGGUAACAAGUAGACUAGCAUCAGAGUCUGACUUUCAAGGUCGGCAGGCAGUUGUGCGUAUUAAAUAAAAUGACAUAUAUGAACACUUGUGCAGUACCAUCCAAGUGCAGGGUGACAAACUCUUAAAAUGCUGUACGUUGUGCCCUUUACGUUUUGCAGCGUUGCUGAAAGUCAUCCAAAGAUAUGUUGUAAAUUGCUCUUACUAUAUGUGCAUUGAUGAUUCAAACUAUGGAAAUCACUGCUCACUUUAGCAUAUUCCCCUUAUGAAUUUAUUCAUGCUGUUGUGUAUGGUCACAGCGCGAUAGUUAUUCCUGUUGGAUAGGAGUUGUUUUGAGCAGCAUACAGUAUUGAUUGGUUAACGGCCAGUUUUUCAAAAUAUCUUUGGAGCAAAUUUGUCCAAAAUUUACUUCAAAGAAACCAUUACUACCUUAAGGGAGUUGUAUUUAAGGUAUACAACUCAGUACCUACAUACAAUACAUAAUCAAAAAAUCCACCCCUUAUCGUAUUUUCAGAAAUGUAGAGCUUCGUUUUAACCAACGAACAAUUAGGUUUAAGCAUAUUAACCACAUGUUAUUUUUGAUGCUGUACUCAUAUUCUACGGUUGAAAGUUUGCCUCCCCACUUUAUUUUCCAGGACCCUGACAGUCCUUGGCUCGGUUUCGUUCCGAAUCCACGGUUUACCGACUGUGCUGUACAACCUUUGGCAGGGUCAGCUGGUCUCAGUCUGCCAGCGAAACUUCAGAGCAGUGUGUCGAUGAGACAAGAUAUGGCUUCUUUGGUAGUAAGAACAACAACAGGGGGCAAUACUGUCCCUAUAACAUACAAUGAGGUCACGAUACAUGGUUCCGAGGAAAAUUAUAUCGUUCCCACCACAGCUGUGAUCCCGAAUAACCAAAAAAUCGACUUAAAUCCCAUUCGUCAACGACCCAUAAAAGUAGUUUCACCAACAUCGGCCAAAUGUGUCUCUCAGAGCUCCAGCAGCGGUCUGGGAAGCGAACACAGUUGUGCAGACUCAGCUGUUCGCACCCAUAUUGUCAACGACUUUGCUGCAGCGCCAGCAGAUCUCAACACACCAACAGUUCGUUGCUACUGCAAACCACAUGCCGGACGGGUUUUUCGAUGCAAAGCUCGUGGACGCUACGGUCACGCUCCUUGUCUCACCGAGCACUCUGAUGCCUACAUGCAGUUUGUUAAAGGAUCUCCUCAGACAGAAGUUCAUAGAACACUACCCUACCUAGCGGAUCCCGAUCUCCCCAACGAUGACAUCUCCACUGGACCUUCUCCUGUCAUCGAGGGCAUAGAACAGAGGUGUUUUGCUGGAGGUGGCGGCCACGCAAGCAGUGGUUACGAAAGCAUUCUGCGAGACAGUGAGGUAUCUUCCCAUUCCGAGUCAGCAAGUGAGAGCUCAAUGGGGCGUCUACCAGCUACUGUAGGAGCCUGUCAGUGCGGAGCCUUGGUGCUGUCACCGCUACAACAGCAACUGUCUCCUUUGGAAAGUAAGAACAGAGACGACGCAGCCUGUCAGACCUCGCCCUUCCCCUUGGAAUAUGCGGGCUGGGGUAAAAUAGGAACGCCUGAAGUCAAAAACGUCCAGUCAGCAUUGGAGGGCUCCUUGACGUUAACAGAGUCCUUCAGCGAGGCAACUGCAUCCGUCAUUAUGGACAGUUCGACCAUAUCAAAAAGUAAGUACUCACCUCUUGUCGUAAAACAAGUUGCAGUUUUUUGA